CCUGCUACAGGCUUGGUUCUCACGAGUUGUGAGAUGUUUAUCCUACUGCUUAUUCUUGUUACUGUGACUGAGGCACUUCCCCCAGUGGUCCAGCACACAAGGGCUGCAGAUGUAGAUCCUGUACACCCUGCACGCAUUUAUGGAUCUUACUCAAGUGUUAAAGUUGGAGGAACUUUUGAGUUGAGGUGCAGCACAUUUGGAUUUAAGAAACUCGAGGAAGAAAUCUUUGUUUACCUCUGUAAGAACGGAGUCGGCAUUGAGAGGGCCUCAACCAAUAUUGACGACUCCAUUUUCCAAAUUAAAUGUGUCACUAAAGAGGAUGCCGGAAACUACAGUUGCAUGUUCUCCAAAACAAAAUGGCAUCCCAGUGAGGUGAAAGGAGAAGGAGAGAGUCCCAUCUCCAUUGAAGUGACUGAUAGAGUCUACCCAGCAGCCAUAGCUGCUAAGUCCAUAGUGAGAUCAGGGGCAGGAGUGGAUCUCAGUUGCUCCUCUACUGAUGCGCUCGACACCAGCGUCCUUCUUGCAUACCUCUGCAGGAAUCACACCAUCAUCGAUGUUCAAAUGUGGAAUUCUCAGAAGAAACAGGCAGGUUUCCAUCUAAAGACAGUGCAGGGGGGCAACACAGACAGCUACAGUUGUGUGCUGUCAGAACGUCCGCUGGCCGCAGUAGGGUUGGACAUCUGUGGAAUGAACUCAGUGUUCCUGCCGGUGUACGGGGAACAGAAUGAAGAGUGGCCUUCCUGUGCGUGCAGUGGAGCUGUGAUGGCCCCUCUAUAUCUGCUGCCCUCCUUCUUACUGCUGGUCCUUCUGCUUUUACUGCUCUGGCGGAAUGGUGUAUGCAAGCGUAAGAGGGCCCGCAACAAUUGGAAUGAGUUCUCUGAUUAUCAUGAUGCGGCUCCCAGUGAAGCAACCUUAAACAUUUUGAAUAUCUGCAACAUACAGCACCAAUGAAGAGGAAGGGAGACACCUUGUGGAAUAGUAUUGCCAUACUUUUUUAAGUAUACUCUUUUGAUCCCGUGAGGAAAAUUUGGUCUCUGCAUUUAUCCCAAUCCAUGAAUUAG
This is a messenger RNA of Alosa alosa (allis shad), 1061 nucleotides long. RefSeq lists its product as uncharacterized. NCBI's taxonomy places the organism in Eukaryota, Metazoa, Chordata, Actinopteri, Clupeiformes, Clupeidae. The record is from RefSeq and is a predicted model, not a curated record. The coding region runs from base 34 to 951 and encodes 305 amino acids. The transcript has 8 exons.